Molecule: messenger RNA, 1887 nt
Organism: Penicillium oxalicum
Lineage: Eukaryota; Fungi; Ascomycota; Eurotiomycetes; Eurotiales; Aspergillaceae
Exons: 2
Coding region: 1-1887 (628 amino acids)
Molecular function (GO): catalytic activity
Source: RefSeq, a predicted model, not a curated record
AUGAGCGGCAACAAAUUCCCCGUUGACCUGAAGCAAUUCAAGCAGCUGAAGCUUGACCCUCAAAAUAGCACUCUUUCUGCCGAGCAGAAGAAAGACCUCCUCCACAACAUCAACAUCUUCCGCGAUGCCAUCAUCGCCUUCACUGCCACUGGUGCCGCUCGCGGUGUGUCUGGUCACACCGGUGGUCCCUUCGACACUGCCCCAGAGGUGUGCAUUCUGCUGGCCAUGAUCAAUGCCAACCCCAACAACUUUGUCGAUGCCCUCUUUGAUGAGGCCGGCCACCGUGUCGCCACCCAGUACCUUCUGGCUGCGUUGGAUGGCAAUAUUGACCCAGAACACCUCCUCAACUACCGUGAUGCCAACUCCAAGCUUCCCGGUCACCCCGAGUUGGGACUCACACCUGGCAUCAAAUUCAGCUCCGGUCGUCUGGGUCACAUGUGGGGUAUGGUCAACGGCAUUGCCAUGGCCAACCAGGGUAAGAACGUUCUGAUGCUGGGCUCGGACGGCUCACAGCAAGAGGGCAACGACGCCGAGGCUGCACGCAUUGCUGUGGCCCGUAACCUGAAUGUCAAGCUCUUCAUUGACAACAACGAUGUCACGAUUGCUGGCCAUCCCUCCCAGUACCUCAAGGGCUACGAUAUCGCCAAGACCCUCGAGGGUCACGGGCUGCACGUUGUCCGUGCCGAGGGCGAGAACCUGGACUCUCUUUACCCCGCCAUGGCUGAGGUCAUUAGCCACAAGGGCCCGGCUGCCGUUGUCAUUAACCGAACCAUGGCGGCUGGCAUCGAGGGCAUUGAGGGUGAGACUCAUGCGCACGAUGUCAUUACGGUCGACGUCGCUCGCAAGUACCUCACCAAGCGAGGCUACAGCAAGGAGCAGCUUGCUUUCUACGACGACAUCAAGGCCCGCUCCAACCCUCACCAGUAUCAGGGUAGCACCAAGGAGAAGGGUGGUAACCGAGUCAUCUUUGGUGAGGCUGUCAACUCCAUCCUCAAUGGCUUGAGCAAGGAGGAAGCGGCUCGUCGGGUCAUGGUCAUUGACUCCGACCUUGCUGGCUCUACCGGUCUCAAGGCAAUUGGUUCUGAGCACCCUGAGGUCUUUGUUCCCUCUGGUGUCAUGGAGCGUGGUAAUUUCUCUGCGGCUGCCGGGUUCGGUUUCGGCAGCAAUGGUGAGCGCCAGGGUGUCUUCUCCACAUUCUCCGCGUUCCUGGAAAUGUGUGUUUCCGAGAUCACCAUGGCUCGCCUGAACAACUGCUCUGUUCUCUCUCACUUCUCCCACAGUGGUGUUGACGAGAUGGCCGACAACACGUGCCACUUCGGUCUGAACAACUUCUUCGCCGACAACGGCCUCAUGGAUGCCGAGGUGACCUCCCUCUACUUCCCUGCCGAUGGCGAGCAGAUGAAGGCGGUGGUCAACAAGGUGUUCUGGGACAAGGGCUUGCGCUUCAUCUUCUCCACUCGUUCCAAGGUGCCCUACAUUCUCAAGGAAGGUACUGACGAGAAGCUGUACGGCGAGGGCUACAAGUUUGUUCCGGGCAAGGAGGAGAUCAUUCGCAAGGGCACUGCCGGUUACAUUGUCACCUAUGGUGACAUGGUCUACCGCUCCCUCGAUGCCGUCGAGCGUCUCCGCAAGGAAGGCCUUGACGUCGGUCUGAUCAACAAGCCCACUCUCAACAUUGUUGACGAGGACGCCAUCCGCGAGUACGGCUCGACUCCCUUCGUCUUGGUGGUGGAGUCUCUCGCCCAGAAGACCGGUCUCGGAUCCGCUUGGUACAAGACUAUGGGUGCCGUCAAGGAAGGCUGUGGUGGCCUCUUUGAGCAGAUCAACGCCCAAGGCCUUGGCCCCGACGACAUCGUCAAGGCUGUCAAGGACAUUGCCGGCAAAUAA